CCUCCUGCUGCUGCUGCUCCUCGGAGUCCCACCACCAGUGUCCCUGUCUCUGGUGCCGAGGAGGGCGGCAUGGCUGUGUUGGCGUUGGCGCUGGGGUUGUGGUGGGCGCUGGGCCUGUGCGGGGGCGCCAUGGACGAGUGCCGGGAGGAGGGGAGCGGGCGGGCGCAGCGCUGCAUGCCGGAGUUCGUCAACGCGGCCUUCAACGCCUCGGUGGUGGCCACCAACACGUGCGGCGCCCAGGGCUCGCCCGAGGAGUACUGCGUGCAGACCGGGGUGACCGGGGUGACCCAGUCCUGCCACCUCUGCGACGCCCGACGCCCGCACCUGCGCCACUCCGCCGCCGCCCUCACCGACUACAACAACCCCCAGGACGCCACCUGGUGGCAGAGCCAGACCAUGCUGGCCGGCGUCCAGCACCCCAGGGACAUCAACCUCACCCUACACCUCGGAAAGGCCUUUGAUAUUACGUAUGUACGCCUGAAGUUCCACACCAGCCGGCCAGAGAGCUUUGCCAUCUACAAGCGGACCCAGGAAGAUGGCCCAUGGAUACCUUACCAGUAUUACAGUGGAUCUUGUGAGAACACCUACCACAAAUCCAACCGAGGUUUCAUCAGGACUGGGGAAGAUGAACAGCAGGCACUUUGCACAGAUGAGUUCAGUGAUAUCUCUCCACUGACAGGAGGCAAUGUGGCCUUUUCAACCCUGGAAGGAAGGCCCAGUGCAUAUAACUUUGACAACAGUCCUGUAUUACAGGAGUGGGUAACUGCCACUGAUAUCAGAGUAAGCCUAAAUCGCCUGAACACCUUUGGAGAUGAAGUUUUUAAUGAUCCCAAAGUUCUCAAGUCCUAUUAUUAUGCUAUUUCUGAUUUUGCUGUGGGUGGCAGGUGCAAAUGCAAUGGCCAUGCAAGCGAGUGUGUGAAAAAUGAAUAUGGGAAGCUUUCCUGUAAUUGCAAACAUAAUACCUUUGGGGUUGACUGUGAAAAGUGCCUCCCUUUUUACAACGACCGGCCUUGGCGAAGAGCAACAGCCGAGAGUGCCAAUGAAUGUUUGCCCUGUAACUGCAAUGGACGAUCACAGGAGUGUUAUUUUGAUCCUGAGCUGUACCGUUCUACGGGCCAUGGUGGCCACUGCACUGGCUGCUUUGGUAACACGGAUGGACCAAACUGUGAGAGGUGCCGAGAGAAUUUCUACCGUGUUGGUAGUGAGGAACCAUGUCUUCCAUGCAGCUGCAACCCUGUUGGCUCCCUUAGCACACAGUGUGACAACUAUGGACGGUGCAGUUGUAAACCUGGUGUGAUGGGAGACAAAUGUGAUAGGUGUCAGCCUGGUUUCCACUCUCUCACAGAGGCUGGUUGCAGGCGGUGCUCUUGUAAUCCUGCUGGCAGCACAGAUGAGUGCAACAUGGAAACAGGGCGUUGCACUUGUAAAGACAAUGUGGAGGGGUUCCAUUGUGAGAGGUGCAAACCUGGCUUUUUUAACCUGGAUUCCAGUAAUCCUAGGGGAUGUACCCCCUGCUUUUGUUUUGGGCAUUCAUCUGUCUGCACUAAUGCCAAUGGAUACAGCAUCUACAGAAUUACCUCUAGUUUCCAGAGUGGAGAGGAAGAGUGGCAUGCGGAACAGCGAGAUGGCUCUGAAAUCUCUGUUCAGUGGAUCACUGAGACUCAAGAAAUAUCUGUGAUUUCAGACACACCUUUCCCCAUUUACUUCAUUGCACCAGCCAAGUUCCUUGGAAAUCAAAUCUUGAGUUAUGGGCAAAACCUGACAUUCUCUUUUCGGGUCGAUAGGCGGGACACACGCCUUUCUGCUGAGGACAUAGUUCUUGAAGGUGCUGGACUGAGAGUAUCAGUGCCUCUGAUUGCUCAAGGCAAUUCCUAUCCCAGUGAGAACACACUGAAGUACACAUUCAGGCUCCAUGAAGCAACAGAUUAUCCCUGGAGGCCUUCUCUUACCCCUUUUGAGUUCCAGAAGCUGCUCCGCAAUUUAACUGCUAUAAAGAUUCGUGGGACUUAUAAUGAGAGGAAUGCUGGCUACUUGGAUGAUGUCACUAUUGUGAGUGCUCGGCCUGGCUCUGGAAUUACAGCAACGUGGGUAGAAAGCUGCACAUGCCCCACAGGAUAUCUAGGGCAGUUCUGUGAACGAUGUGAUGCAGGCUACAGGAGAGAGACUCCUAGUCUUGGGCCCUACAGUCCAUGUGUGCCAUGUUUCUGCAAUGGGCACAGCGAAACCUGCAACCCUGAAACUGGAGCCUGUGACUGCAGGGACAACACAGCUGGUCCUCACUGUGAGAAAUGCAGCGACGGCUAUUAUGGGGACGCUACCACAGGCACUUCUUCGGAUUGCCAGCCAUGUCCGUGUCCAGGAGGUUCGAGCUGUGCCAUUGUACCAAAAACUAAGGAGGUGGUGUGCACCAAUUGUCCAGCUGGUACCACAGGUAAAAGGUGUGAGUUGUGUGACGAUGGCUAUUUUGGAGACCCUCUUGGCACGAAUGGCCCUGCCAGGCUUUGCCGCAUCUGCCAGUGCAGUGACAACAUUGAUCCUAAUGCUGUUGGGAACUGCAACCGCUUGACAGGGGAAUGUCUGAAGUGCAUCUAUAACACAGCUGGUUUCUAUUGUGACCGGUGCAAAGAUGGAUUUUUUGGGAAUCCCUUAGCUCAGAAUCCAGAGGACAAGUGCAAAGCUUGCAGUUGUAAUCCUUAUGGAACAGUGAAUGUACAGACAAACUGCAACCAAGUGACUGGGCAGUGUGAGUGCCUUCCACACGUCACAGAGAGGGACUGCAGCUCCUGUCAGCCUGGCUUCUACAACCUGCAGAGUGGGCAUGGCUGUGAGAGGUGUGACUGUCAUCCAUUGGGUUCCACUAAUGGCCACUGUGACAUACAGACUGGGCAAUGUGAAUGCCAGCCAGGCAUCACUGGCCAGCGUUGCGAGAGGUGUGAAACCAACCAUUUUGGAUUUGGUCCUGAAGGCUGCAAACCUUGUGACUGUGACCCUGAAGGUUCUCGCUCUCUUCAGUGUAAAGAAGAUGGCCAUUGUGAGUGCAAAGAAGGAUUUGUGGGAAACCGCUGUGACCAGUGUGAAGAGAACUAUUUCUAUAACAGAUCCUGGCCUGGCUGUCAAGAGUGCCCUGCAUGUUAUAGACUGGUGAAAGAUAAGGUGACAGAACAAAGGGAGAGAUUACAGGAGCUGGAAAAUCUUAUAGCCAACAUUGGAACAGGUGAUGAAAUUAUAACUGACCAGGCUUUUGAAGACAGGCUGAAAGAAGCAGAGAAGGAUGUAAUGGACUUGCUUCGGGAUGCUCAAGGCAUCAAAGAUGUAGAUCAGGGCUUGAUGGACCGUCUGCAUGAGAUCAACAGAACCCUGUCCAGUCAACUUGGUAGGUUGAGGAACAUCCAGAACACAGUAGAGGAAACAGAAAACCUUGCAGGACAGGCCCAAACUCGGGUUGACAACACGCGAGAACUCAUUGAUACAGCUUCAGAUAUGCUGCAGAGAGCAAGAAUGGCUGUUGCCAAUGUGUCUAUUACUCCACCAACAUCAACUGGAGACCCCAACAACAUGACUCUCCUAGCAGAGGAAGCCCGUCAACUGGCUGCACGACAUAAACAAGAAGCAGAUGACAUUGUACGUAUAGCUAAAGAAGCAAAUGAUACGUCAUCACAAGCGUACCAGUUGCUCUUGGACACAUUGACAGGAGAGAAUCAGACAAUGAACGACAUCAAUGACCUUAACAGAAAGUAUAACCAAGCAAAGAACAUUUCCCGAGAUCUGGAAAAGCAGGCAAACAAGGUCCAUGCAGAAGCAGAGGAGGCUGGGAACAAAGCUCUGCAGAUCUAUGCUAAUCUUACCAGUCUGCCUCCUAUAGACACUGAGGAACUAGAGAAUGAGGCAAAUAAGAUCAAGAAAGAAGCCAGAGAUCUGGACCAGCUCAUCAACAGAAAAUUGAAAGAUUAUGAAGAUCUGAGAGAAGACAUGAAAGGGAAGGAACUGGAAGUACAAAACCUUUUGGAAAAAGGCAAAACUGAACAGCAGACUGCUGAUCAGCUGUUGGCUCGAGCAGAUGCUGCCAAGGCUCUAGCUGAAGAAGCUGCUAAGAAGGGGAAGGACACACUCCAGGAGGCCAAUGACAUUCUCAGCAAUUUGAACGAUUUUGAUAAGCGUGUGAAUGAUAAUAAGACUGCUGCUGAGGAUGCGCUAAAGAAAAUUCCUGCCAUUACCCGUACCAUUUUGGAGGCCAAUAACAAAACCCGCCAAGCAGAAGCAGCAUUAGGCAGUGCUGCUGCUGAUGCCAGGGAAGCAAAGAACAAAGCUGAUGAUGCUGAGAAAAUUGCCAGUUCUGUACAGAAAAACGCUGCUGAGACAAAGAAUGAAGCUGACAAGACAUUUUCCACUGUUGCUAACCUGGACAAAGAAGUGGGCGACAUGUUGCAGCAACUGGAAGAUGCCGAAAAAGAGCUAAAGAGGAAACAAGAAAAUGCUGAUCAAGAUAUGAUGAUGGCAGGAAUGGCUUCACAAGCAGCUCAGGAAGCAGAAGACAAUGCAAGGAAAGCAAAGAACUCUGUUAACAGCUUACUCACCACAAUCAAUGACCUCCUUGAGAAGCUAGGGCGGGUGGAGCCUGUGGAUUCAAGUAAACUGAAUGAGAUUGAGGAUACCUUAAAUGCUGCCAAAAAACAGAUGCGGGACAACGAUCUGGACCGGAAAGUGUCUGAUCUAGAAAAAGCAGCUGAAAAGCAAGCAAGUGCCAUCAAUGAAUACAACAGAGACAUUAACACUAUCUUGAAAGACAUUAGCAAUCUAGAGGACAUCAAGAAGACUUUACCAACUGGCUGUUUCAACACCCCGUCCAUUGAAAAACCCUAAGGGUGUGCUAAGGGCAGGGGGGGCUUUCCCUCAAUGACUGGUGGAGCAGUUCUUUUGGCUGUGGAGUGCCUUAAUUCCUAGGUUAUGUCUUUCAGGACCCCCACCUCAUCUCCCAUACAGCUCUCAGUUCUUUCUCUCCCAGUUCAAAGCGAAAAAUGCACAUUUUUGAGUUAAAAGAAAAUUAAGUAUCAGCCUCUAGGGUAUCAAAAAGUUUCAAAAUGUUAAUAUCUACACACUUUCUUGCUCAGACACUCCACCUUCUUCCCCUCUCUCAGUAAACACUCCCCUUUGAUUUACACAAAAAUGUGAAAUAUUAUGGACUUGUACUGAACCGCAGAAAUGGCGAUGGGAAUGGAUAUAUCAUGAGGGGCAAUCACAGGCAUUUUCUUCAUUCCUUUUUCCACUUUGUGUUUCCCUGCCUUUCCCUCCUCAGCCUUACCCACAGCUCUCUUUUCUUUCUUCUAUGAAGGAAAUGGUGUGGCUACCAAAGUAUUAAAUACUAAUGGCCAGGUGUAGGCAAUACCAAUGGAUUCAACGGUUGAAACAAGAAGGCGACAGCGCCAACCAUAUCCAUAAAUUAGAAUUCAUCAAAGCACCACUUUGGUAGCCAGCUGCAAAAUUUUAAGAACCUUUCUAGAGUGCAAUAUGUCUGUGUAGAUCCUGUUUCUGAAGCCAGUUUCUCAGAAACAUUUUGAGGAGUCAUGAGGAAAGAGUAGUGUGGUAGGUCUCCAUGGUGCUAUGCCUUGGCCUAUAUACCAGGCAUGUCUUCAGCCUGUGAGAACAAAGGCAGAAUGCAUUAUACCGUAUCUUCAAGUUGAGAAGAACCUGCUUAGGGCCAUAGUGGUCCCUGUCACCAGCCAGUCAGUAGACGUCUCCAAGAGAUAUCUUUCAGUAUAUGGUUCAGACUCUUUUUUUCCCUCUUUUGAAAGACACCCAUCAUCCAGAGAGAGCUUUGCCUGCCAUGAAAUUGGAUAUCAGCGUAAUAUUUUGUGGUAGAAAAUAAAACCUAAGAGGUCUGUGUAGUGCUCUCCAAGUUGAAUUAUAUUGUAAACCUGCCUUAGCAGAUUUACCUCUUGUCUGAAAUUCCAAAUAGUAGCUGACUCAAUUUUUCUAGCAAUGUUUGUUUUUAAAAAUGGUCAACUAAUUAUAGGGACAAAUAACCCCAAGAGUUUGCAGUAUUUACAAACUGAGUUGCUCGUUUCUCAGUAUGAGUUUGUGCCCCCGUUCAAAGUUUGCCUUCCUCCCCGACUUUGGAUACAUUUCCCUAUAGAGAGCAGAUUGUUCCUUUUAUGGGAUUCUCUGCCCUCCAUCCUGAGUGAGAGGAAACAAUCUACCUCUGCAGUUUCCUCAUUUGGUUGAUAUUGAUACUUCCACCCCCCUGCCUUUUUAAUCAGUGUAUACCUACCCUUAAACGCUAUGCAACUUUGUACGUUUGCGUAGAGGGGAAGAAGUUUUAUUAUCUGACACACACUGGUGCUAUUAAUUAUUUCAAAUUUAUAUUUUUGUGUGAAUGUGGGUUUUUGUGUCUUUUUUAAUCAUGAUUAUAGUGUGAGGAAAAGUCUGUUUCUCUUCCCUUGCUUCCCUCUGUAAAUAUGCUUGGUUUUGUUUCCAGAGUGGCACUGUUUCUCCCCUUUGCUUCCUCUUAAUCAACACACUACACGCAGCUUUUUCUCCUGUAGUUUAUUACUCGGCGUGGGGUAAGAGAAGUCAGGUAUUUUCUCUGUCCAAACUGAUCCCUUUGUAUCUCCAUAAUGACAGUCAAUACUGUUCUGUGGUAUCAACAUCAAGCUAUUUACCAUUCAUAUUCCUCCAAGAGACAGGUUGCCCAUCUCUUCUAAAGCCAGCACUGAUGCCUUAAGGUUUCAGAAGGGUGUAGCUCGAGAAAAACGAAUACUCUUUGGGCCUUUUCACAUGAUACUUUGCCCCUGAGAGUUCUGCCUGGGAUGAAACAAGCAGCAGGCCUUAAAUGUUUGUACUACUUUCCUUCUUUCCCACUUUCUUUGCAAAGAGCAGAUGGUAAGCAGAGAAUACGGAGAACAUGUACUUGAUUAAAUGUGCAGUUUCCCCGGGGGGAAUGUCCACCUGCAGUGAAGGAAGAGAGGGAAGGAGUCAGAGGCAAAGUUUUACCUGAAUUAGCCCUUUGUUUCUGGUUUACAGAUAUGCUUAUACUGAUUCUGGUUUUAUGAGUGGUUAAGGGCUUCUUGUUGAGUCUACAGGAAGAACGUCACUUAGGCUUCGUUCACACUGGAGUGGUAAACCUGUGUCUGUCUAAUACCAUUUCUCCAUACUAAAAACAUAUUUCCACAUAGAAUGCUCCUCUAUAAGGAGGAAAAGUAGAUUUUGGACCAUUCUUAUAGUGCACUAGUUUUUUUUUUUUAACAUGGAAAGCAAUAAAGGAACGUUCAAUUAUAUGAGCCUGUCAUUUGCAGUGGGAAAGUGGUAUCAGACUGCCACAUACUCAGUGAGAACUGGACCAUUCUAAGUCAAAGAGCAGAUGUGUGGAUUUAAAACUGUGGCCUUUCCACCUGUACCACUCUGGGCAGAAACAAUCCAUUUGAGUCAUUUUUUUCCUCUCUUUUUCAAAGUUAAGGAUGACUAUAUUCCAGGGCCAGAGGGAAAAUAGGCCACAUUUUCAUUUCUCGUCUUUUAUCCAAGUGACUUAACAGUUUACAUUAAAUCAAGGUGCCGCCUGCAUACAACUCUGAAGUGAUCGGAAGUGACAUUUCACUGUGGCGUGUCACAGCUUGGCCUCAGUAUUUUUCAUCUGACCAGUCAGAUGUCUGCACUCUUAACAGUAUCUCUUCUCUGUCCCUCUCCUACCAUCUCCAAAAAACAGAAAAAGAGGAUGACAAUAAUGCACUCAGUUGUUUUCUUCUGGCCCUUUUGCUAUCUUUCUAGUAUUUUCCCUUUUUUUUUCUUUUAAAACUGGUUUAAGUAACAGAUUUUUUUUUUAUUUUUAAAUAAAUAAAUAAAUAAAAAGACCUUUAUAAGAAUCCUCUUAAUUGCAAAUACUGUGUUAACAAGCCAUUAUCACAUUUGUAUAGGUCCAAGUUAUUUCUUUGCAUAACAAAAAGACGCAAGGGCUGCUCGCAGAAACAUACAACCAGGUGCCACAGAAGAGACCUCUUGAAGAAUUCCCCUCAUAUUAUUUUGAACUAUGAGCACUUUUAUGUGUGCCUUCACUCCAGUUUUUGCCUUAAAUCUGUGGUCUUACUGUCUGGGAGCAGUGAACAAAAGCAGCAAAAAAAAAAAUGCAACACUUGGCAGUUUUAUGUAUAAAACAGUAUUUCUUAUUUAUAAUAAAGUCGGAAUAUUUGUAACCCCUAA
This is a messenger RNA of Sceloporus undulatus (fence lizard), 8187 nucleotides long. It is a transcript of the gene LAMC1, whose product is annotated as laminin subunit gamma 1. Gene Ontology annotation, molecular function: extracellular matrix structural constituent. Bases 70 to 4860 code for a protein of 1596 amino acids. The record is from RefSeq and is a predicted model, not a curated record. Lineage: Eukaryota; Metazoa; Chordata; Lepidosauria; Squamata; Phrynosomatidae. The transcript is spliced from 28 exons.